This is a messenger RNA of Cuscuta campestris, 1852 nucleotides long. Lineage: Eukaryota; Viridiplantae; Streptophyta; Magnoliopsida; Solanales; Convolvulaceae. The record is from the annotation of a GenBank genome assembly.
GACCGCCAUGGCGGUCCGGCGACCAUCAUCCAACCAUGUCCAGCUUCCUUCCACAGCGCACAUUCAGAGAAAUUGCUGAUGCCGGAGACUUUAAACCAGCGGGCAAAUUUAAAGGCCAACCUGCCAUCUCCUUCCUAGACGCGGAUGUGAGUGCACUCUCAUCCAGAUUCGCACAAACAAUAGUUGGGCACUUCAUCAAAGGGAGACCAAGCCUUAUCUCAACCAGAAAAGCUUUUGAACGGAUUGCCUUUGAAAGCGAUUUCUCUGUAAGUCUCUUAGAUGACUGCCAUAUUUUGAUCAAUUUCGAAUCUGAAAAGGAUUUCCUGAGAUGCUUGUUGCGAAAAUAUUGGAAGAUUAAUGGAUUCUCUUUGAAAGUUUUCCGAUGGACUCAUGAUUUUGACCCUAAUGCCGAUUCCCCACUAAUUCCAGUUUGGAUAGGCCUUGAAGGUUUGCCUAUACAUCUAUUUGAUUCUCUUGCUUUAUUCUCAAAUGGGAACCUGCUUGGUAAACCCCUAAAAACUGAUUCAGCAACAGAAACUCUUUCGAGGCCCUCUGUUGCCCGAAUAUGUGUUGAGAUAGAUACCAGCAAAGAACUGCCUCGAAGUGUUUGGAUUCACCUGGGAGAACUCACCUUCCUACAGCCAAUAACUUAUGAAGAUCUUCAAGACUAUUGCCCCUCAUGCAAAUCUUUUGGCCACAAAAACUGUAAGAGAAAGAAUGAGAACUCUAGAUGGGUUAAAACAGAAGGCGUUAAAACAGAAGGGGUUUCUAGAACUGGAAUUGCUGCUCCUAAGCCUGGAGUGACCCCAACUACAAUAGAGGCUGUUUUGCAAACAACCCAGGGUGAGGAUGCAACCAUGUCUAUUUCUGCUGCCGAAACAACAGUCUCAAACGGGGCUGCUCCUCCGAGAGUUGACGUGGCAACUAAUCUAACCCUUGCUAAUGUGAGGGACUCUACAGCUCAUGAACCCCCUUCAAUUUCUAAUGAUCUUGAAGCAACCCCUAGUGGCAGCUCCCCAGCAACAAACCUCAGGACUGAUCCAGACCCUAUCGUCUGUGAAGACACAGAUUGUGUUGAGAAAGAUGCUGAAGCAACUCUUACUCAAAGUUGUACAGCAGCUCAUCAUAAUGUUAAGAUAGCUUCAGAUGUUUGUGAAGUUAUUCCUACUGCCAAUUGUCCAGCAACUUGUGGUAUUAGUGAGGUAAUAUUGGCGACUCUGACCAAUGUCCAAGUUGAUACCCUUAUACUGGAACCCGAUUCUCCUUUACUUUUUAACAAUGAACUCAGUUGUGGUACACACAAUCUGUCUUCCAAGGCAGCAUUGGAAGGCACACAGACUGUUGACACUGAAAAUAAGGAAGAGUACAUUCCUGACCCUUCUCAAAUCAACUUAAUUGAAUUUCCAGUCCUCACAAAAGAAUUGUUGGAAGCUACUAGUGGUGCACACACUCUUUCUCUUGAGAAAGAGAUGGAAGGCGCACUAAGUCUUUCAUCUACAGGAAAUGCUGAGAUUCCUUCUGAUCCUAUGGAAAACAAAAACCCCCCUCCACUGUUGACCAACGAUGCAGUCAACACCACCCUUGAAACCCUAGCUCGCUGGUUCAAUGCCUAGUGAAGCAAACCGGGGCUAUAUGUCAUAUCCUAUUGCAAUAAUGAAAAAUGACGUUUGGAUUAUGCAUUCUCCUAGGUUGAUAAUAAUUUCUAGGUUUCUAUAUUGGUUUAUCAUAUUUUGAGAAAAGUUUUGUUUAUGCACAUUCAAGGUGUUAUUUCCAGGUUCGCUAAAAUGAUCAUUGUUCAACCUAGUGUUCUUUCUAAGUGGUCUAGUGUUCCUAAUUAAUUUAGGUUGUCUAU